Messenger RNA from Brassica napus (rape), 2453 nucleotides. RefSeq lists its product as uncharacterized. The record is from RefSeq and is a predicted model, not a curated record. The transcript has 3 exons. NCBI's taxonomy places the organism in Eukaryota, Viridiplantae, Streptophyta, Magnoliopsida, Brassicales, Brassicaceae. The coding region runs from base 148 to 753 and encodes 201 amino acids.
AAACCCGAACCUUUAACAAAAAAGAACUAUAAACCCUAAUCUUUCUUGACUAUUCUAUCUGCUCUAUAAAAGUGUAAAAGUAGAAGUCGCCGAUUCCAAAACAUAUCGCACUAUAUUGAAUUUGCUUCCGAUAGAAAAAAAACUAUUAUGGGGGAAAGUAUGAAAGAGAUUUUUGAAGUUCAAAGCUGCAUCAGAAGAUUUCCAUGGCUAAUUCAGAUGGUGAAGUCGAGACUAUUCCAUGAAUUAUGCGAUCAACACAUCAAAGAACAACGGCGUUACUUCUGUUGCGAUUGUAUGAUUCCUCCUUUUUGCAAUGUCUGCUUCAAGAAGAACGAUCACAAAGACCAUCUUAUCAUUCAAGCAUUUAGAUGUUCAAACCAGACAGGAGUAAGGAAAGACUUCAUAUCAAAAUAUAUGGACAUAUCUGGGAUACAUAUGUUUUCUGUGAACCGGUCUUGGAUAGUUUUUAUUAAUCAGAGAUGUGAAAGUGACGUUCAUUGUUUUAGAAACAAUGUUUCACAUAGAUGCAAAGUCUGUGGAUGGGCUUUUGAAACUGCUUCUUCUGCUUUCUGUUCUGUAGAAUGCAAGUUUAGGAGCGUUCUUGGAUCACAACUCGAUGACAUGAUGGAGAGUUCAGAUGAUGUUGAUGAACCCGUUGUGAAGAGAAAGGAGAGUUCAGAAGAUGUGUCUGAACCCAUUAUGAAGAGAAAACAUAGGAGGAAAGGGACUCCAUACAGAUCUCCAUUCUACUAGGAUUUAAACUCCAAAACGAGUUUCAUACAUAUGUGAGGGUUUAAGAGGUUUUGAGAUUUAAAUAUGUGUAGCUUGUGCUUGUUGGACUUUUCUUUUUGUUUUUACUUCCAGAUCAAACUGAUAAUUGUUUCUAUGGAAUGUGAUUUUUUUUCUUUUCUAAAUCAUGUUUGUAUAGUUUAAUCUUAAUACCCUCAAGAUAAUAUAGUUGUGAUUUAUAUAUACCAUGCUAUUGUUUUCCCCAAUAAUCUUCAUUGUAUUACUGUGCAUGCGCAUGAGUAAUUGAGCAAGUUAUUUAGUCUUUGUUUGUCUCCAAAUAUUGAAACAAUGUCGUAAACAAUUCUAUAGGCUAUUUUUUAGCCAAAAAUUUAAGCAAAUUCUAUUGGCGUGGGACCGCCCAUAACUCUCUGGAUAAUUUCAAGUCAGAAUAUUCCUGAAUACAUCUUAAACAUCUCAUAUUAAUCAUAAUUAUCCAUUUUAUUAAUCAUACUAAACUGUAGAUAUAUACCUACUUUAAUUACCUCAAAUUCCUAUAUACGGUACCGUAGCCAGGGGGUUUGGUUUAGAUUGACAUUAGCGUACGUACUUGGAACAUUUUCUUGCAGUUCGAGUAAAUUUACAUUUGGUUUCUGUACUGAUUCUCUCCUCCAUCACAUCGCCGAUAGGUACUACUCUUUAUGUACUCUCUUUCUCUCUCUUAUUUCCAUCAGUCAAACAGUUUGAUCAAUAUUUAUUGGUUCUACGAUUGCUAUAUGAUUCUUGGUGAUACAUACCUUUACAGCUUUACUGCUUCUGCUUCUGCUUCUGCUUCUGCUUCUGCUUCUUAGCGUAUUUAGAAAAUUACUUGCGGCUCGAGCAAAUAAAAAAUUUCCCAUUUUUUUGUUUGGAAAAAAAGCAAAAAAGGAACUGUAUUGAACAAGAUAAAAGGAAACAUUAGUUUCGAUAUUUGAGACUAAAAGAACCACAAACCCUAACUUCUCUACUACAACUCCAUUAAUUUGCUCUUUAAAAGUGUAAACAACACGACGAUCCCGAAACAAAUUACACUAAAAAUUGAAUUUUCUUCCAAUUUUUUAAAAAAACUUCCAAAGUAUGGCGAAAAGCAUGAAAGAAAUUUUGAAGUUCAGAGCUGCAUCAGAAGAUUUCCAUGGCUAAUUCAGAUGGUGAAGUCGAGACUAUUCCAUGAAGUAUGCAUCAACACAUCAAAGAACAGCGACGUUACUUCUGUUGCGAUUGUAUGAUUCCUCCUUUUUGCAAUGUCUGCUUCAAAAAGAACGAUCACAAAGACCAUCUUAUCAUUCAAGUAAACAAUAUUCUUCCUUAAUUAUUAUAAAACAAAAACUUCUUCUCUAUUAUUACAUCCCCACAUUCGUAGAUGGAACCCCUUAAUCAAAAUUUCAGUCUCUUUUGAUAUGAAAACAAGCUUUAAUUAUGAUUAUUGGGUUUUGAAAUCACAGGCAUUUAGAUGUUCAAACCAGACAGGAGUAAGGAAAGACUUCAUCAGAGAUGUGAGAAUAGUUUUCUGUGAACCGGUUUUGGAUAGUUUUUAUUAAUCAGAGAUGUGAGAAUUAUGUUCAUCGUUUUAGAAACAAUGUUUCACAUAGAUGCACAGUCUGUGGCUGGGCUUUUGAAACGGCUUCUUCUGCUUUCUGUUCUAUAGAAUGCAAGGUACAUGUUAUUUCUAUUUCUAUUUCUGAUUUUUU